UUUCCUUAAAAAAAAAGGUUACUCCAAUAUAAACACAGAGCGUUACCAGUAGCAUUUGCAACGUUGCAAUGAGAAACCCCUUUACUAGCUACUCUCUUGUUUCCGUUGUAUAAAGCCCAAAAGAAAAGAAAAAAGAAAAGAAAAGAAAAAUGAUAAGAAGCGCGGUCGCUUUUAGAGGUAAUAAAGGCGUAACGGGAACUGUCACUGCCAACGCCGGAGAUCUCAAGCUCCGAGCAGUUGUUGAUAACGCUGUCUUCGGCGGAAGCUCUUCAACUGUCGACGUCGACGAUUUUUAUCUUUCCUUGGAGAAACCUGGCUCCUUCAUAGUAGACUACGAUGUCCCCAAUCAGGAUGUGCGGUUUCAGUUUAUAAACACUGUAAAUGUAUUAGAGAAGCAGGUAAAUUGGACUUAUGCUCAUUCAAGAAAUGAAAAUAGGACCGUUUUGGAUGGAACUCUUGUUAUUGAUCCAGUUAAUAAGUUUUCUGCUAGAUAUGAAUUGGGUUCCAAGAAUUGUAAGUUGAAGUAUAGUUAUGUGCAUAGAGGAGUUACAGCAUUUGAGCCUGGGUAUGAUUUGGGGAAGAAUUCGUGGGAUUUGGCUGUUUCUCAUAGGAUUGACAGUGAUGUGAUUAGAGUUUCUUAUGAGACAGUGAGCAAGUAUUUGGGUGUUGAGUGGUCUUGGAAAUCUUUGCUAACUAAAGAGGGAGGCCUUAAGAGGAUGAAGUCAGGCAUUUGGAGCAAUAUGUAUGAGACAAUGAAUCAGAAGUAUAUGGCUAUGCAUAUGAAUCAUCCGAGUAAGACAAGGAUAAGGUUUUAGCAUCUUUUAAUUUGGCUGAGGGCCUAGGCAUGCCAAAACUAUCUGCUGAGAGCUCAUGGAAUUUUGAGAUGUAAAUCACCCCCUGUAUAAUUGACUGAGCUUCUUUUCCAUGUAUAAAACAAUCUAGUUCCUGCUGUUAAUUUUUUGCGUUCAAUUAGAGGCUCAUCUUGCUAUAUUAUGCUCUUAUUAUUAUGCCCGGGA
Ricinus communis (castor bean) is the source of this 1016-nucleotide messenger RNA. Its product is annotated as outer envelope pore protein 24A, chloroplastic. The transcript is spliced from 4 exons. Gene Ontology annotation, biological process: regulation of monoatomic ion transmembrane transport. Bases 150 to 815 code for a protein of 221 amino acids. NCBI's taxonomy places the organism in Eukaryota, Viridiplantae, Streptophyta, Magnoliopsida, Malpighiales, Euphorbiaceae. The record is from RefSeq and is a predicted model, not a curated record. Gene Ontology annotation, molecular function: voltage-gated monoatomic cation channel activity.